Neltuma alba is the source of this 1097-nucleotide messenger RNA. RefSeq lists its product as uncharacterized. Lineage: Eukaryota; Viridiplantae; Streptophyta; Magnoliopsida; Fabales; Fabaceae. The transcript is spliced from 3 exons. The record is from RefSeq and is a predicted model, not a curated record. Bases 1 to 1011 code for a protein of 336 amino acids.
AUGGUGUCUUCUGCUUCCUCCGAAUCUGCUAUUGAUCAAUCCAAUCCAUAUUAUAUUCACCCCAACGAGAAUCCUGCUCUUGUUCUUGUCUCUCCCCCUCUCGAUGGAUCAAACUACCAUGGCUGGUCUCACGCUAUGCGAAUGGCCCUGUUAUCAAAAAAUAAGCUCAAGUUCGUCGACAGUGCUCUUUCUCGUCCCUCAUCCACCGACAAAUUUUUUCCGUGCAACAAUCUUGUGCAAGGCUGGUUGACCAAGUCUCUCACUCCAACAAUCGUAAAGAGCAUUCUCUGGCUUGAUAGUGCUUCAGAGACUUGGAAAGAUCUGCAAUCGAGUGAGUAUUAUACUCAGUUGAAAAUUCUGUGGGAUGAACUCUCAAAUAUUCGUCCAAUCAAAGCAUGUUCUUGUGGAUCCACUGAUAGUGCUCAAGCUCAUAUAGAAAAGGACUAUGUGAUUCGGUUCUUGAGAGGAUUGAACGAGCAGUACACCUCUGUAAAGUCUCAGAUCAUGCUCGUUGAUCCGCUUUCGCCUAUUAACCGCGUUUUCUCUCUUGUUUUGCAACAAGAACAAGAACUUCAUCUCUCUGUUCCUUCCACUCCUACGGUUUUAUUGGCCAAAGGUCCACCUCGCUCUGCCAAACCGCAUAAUGGUCUGUCUAAACAGUGUUCAUACUGUGGAAAGCCUCGACACACUGAAGAGACUUGUUAUAGGAAACACGGAUUUCCCCCUGGUUUUAAAUUUCGGUCUUCUGCUGCUGUGAAUAAUCUUUCAGUUCCAGACUCUGGUAUUGUUCAAGCAAAUUCCACUGCAAAGCCUCCCCUGCUCCCCACUCCUCCAUCAACAACUGUCUCCACAGCUUCAGUUCUUCCUCAACUUUCGUCUGAACAAUAUCAACGCCUCCUCAGUCUUCUUGCCUCGCCUCAGACACCUUCUUCAAUUAAUCACAUCACCUCCUCUCCUAUACCAUCUUCAGAUACUCUUAAUCAAUCCUUUUCUGAUGAUUGGUUCAGCUAGGCUGCUUGAAGGGCUAUACAUUCUUGAUGCAGAUAUGUCAUUACCUCAAUCCACCUCCUAAGUUCAUUGUGCUGCUACUUCCUCUG